This is a messenger RNA of Mycena citricolor, 4309 nucleotides long. NCBI's taxonomy places the organism in Eukaryota, Fungi, Basidiomycota, Agaricomycetes, Agaricales, Mycenaceae. The record is from the annotation of a GenBank genome assembly.
AUGGCCCAACCUGAACCUGACGGCGAGGGCCGCACCGGAGAGCCCGCCAACUCUCACCAACGGCACAGAAGGCCUGGCCGGAGUUGUGAUAGCUGCAGAUCACGAAAGAGUGCGGUUCUGGCUUCCAUUGAUCCUAGAUCUAGCGUUGACUUUUUGGCUUCGCAUCUGCUGCUCAGCGAUGGUCCGUAUAUGGAGAGCAAGAUCUGCUCGAACUGUGCCGCUUUCGGGACCGAGUGCGCAUACUUGGCGCCGCCGCAGAAACGAGGGCCCAAGGAUAGGCUGGUGGACGAACUAAGGAAGAAGAUCGCGUCGCUGGAGUCUAAAUUACGCUCUCAGUCUAUCUGUUCUCUUUGCGCCCAGCCUCUGCAACACCGGGUUUCGAACCACUCAAGUCCCGAUUUUUCUUCCAGCGACUCCGUGUUUGUUGAAGACGGGAGGGACAAAGAGAAUAUAGAGGUCGCUUCGGUGGAAAAGGACCCGCCUGUGGAGGAGGACUUUGAAGGCGAAGAAUUAGCGAAGCGCCUGGAACAGUUCUCCAUCUCGGAGAUGUCGCUUAUGAACAAUAAGUUCUAUGGGGCUUCCAGCUGCUUCAGCUUGGCUCAUACGGCAAUGAAGGCUGUCGAGACGUACUUUGGACAGACAUUCAUCGCCACUGACCAGCGUCCUCAAUUCUACACUCUACCUCCGUGGGAAGCCGUCACCAGAGCUCAGAUGCCCCAAUACAUGUAUCCAGAGCAAGAUAUGAUAACGAGACUGGUCGACUUGUACUUCGCUUUCGUCCACCCCACACUGCCCAUCCUGCAUCGACCGUCUUUCGAGCACUGUGUCUCUCAGGGACUUCACUUCAGAAACAAGGAUUUCGGGGCCUUGUUAUUGACUGUUUUAGCUCUAGCAUCGAGGUACUCGGAUGACCCGCGUGUUCUCAUUGACGGCCGAUCAACCCUGUCGUCCGGGUGGAGAUUUGCGAAUCAGGUGAACAUGCACGGAAUGUGGGAGCCCACGAUUUACGGAGUGCAAUAUCUUGCCCUGAUGACGGUCUACAUCCGAGGGACGUCUGUCCAACAGACGGCGCGGAACUAUCUUGCAAGUCGACGAUCAGCACUCUCUUGGAGCGAAAGCACUGAGACGGAGACAGAGCCAGGCGGUUUCCCACCUCCAGCAAUUGGGCGAACACCGGAGGAAGCGAGACAGAGUGAUUCGGCGGGGACAGUGUUUGUGUUGGACCAGACUCUGUCUACCCAUAUCGGACGUCCAGCCGGCUUUCAUGUUGAAGAAUACGACACAGAUCUUCCGUUGGAAGUGGACGAUGAGUAUUGGGAAGACGGCUUUCAGCAGCCGCCGGACAAGCCUGCGUCUUAUUCCUUUUUCGUGCACUAUAUCCGGUUGUGCGAGAUCCUGGGGGAUGCCUUGAGACGGUUAUACGGGUCGCGCAAGUCGAAGCUCCUGAUGGGGUGGAACGGAGCCGAAUGGGAAGAAGACGUUGUCAAGAGCCUCGAUUCGCAGAUCAAUGCAUGGUUGUCCGCCGUGCCGACACAUCUCCGUUGGAAGACGGACAACGUCCCCAAAGAUCAGACGACAUUCGACCAAGCCGCGCUGCUCUAUGCCCAGUACAACUAUGUGCAGAUUGUGAUCCACCGGCCGUUUAUCAAGAGAGACAACCCUCUCGCUGCUCCCUCACUUUCGAUCUGUGUUGGUGCCGCGCGCUGCAUCAUCCAAACUGCCGAAGCGUGGCUGCAGCGGCUGCAGGUCAUGCCGUCACAGACGAUGAUCACUUCGGUGAUUGUAGCUUCUUUGGUGCUGGUCCUCAAUAUGUUUGGGUCUCGGAAAGCUGGUCCCGCAAGCUCCAGGGAUUUUGUGCAAGUGGAAGCGGCACAGAGGUUCAUGAAGUUUGCAGAAGCACGAAAUCAAUCCGCUGGCCGUUUAUGGGAGAUUCUAGAGUCUCUGAAGAUAUAUAUACCCCACUCCAACAAUCAGGAAUCGGCUGGAUGUCCGGCCGACAGCGCUGUUGCUAGCUCUGAAUUCGAGUUCCAAUACGGCAUGUCCAUCGAGCAGCUUCUGCAGGAUAAUCUGUGGUCGCACACCGAAACUUCGAGCGACCUCGCGAUGAACGACGAUUUCAUGUCCAUGUGGACGCUGUCCGAUUUCGCUGGGAUGGAACCCAUGAGUGAUUCAAACAAGUGGGAUCCCGCUUUUCUCGACAACUUCUGAGCGGCAUUAUUGUAUGUACUGAGCUCGAUCGUCGCACAUCACGCCAAGAAUAGAUGACAUGAACGGACAAGACAAGACUGUCGAGCGUCGUUGACUGACAGGCGAAACUGUGUGAAUACUCCGCAGUGGCAGACAGAGACAAUAAUGUCGCAGGUGAGCAAUGCUGCACAUGGGGCCAUCGGUCUAGUCGUCCUCUGUCAGCGUCAGUGUCAACUAGCUCAGCUGAUCGGCUCUGACGCCCCGCCACCACGCGUCGCGCAGUGACCGCCCCUAAUUCAAGGAACGAAAUGAUCCCAUCACCAGCGGGCCGUCUAUUAGCGACGCUCAAAUCUCCAUCUUAGACCUGACCUCCCACGUUUGUGUAACGUGUUUGAAAUCGAAUUGUUCUUACCAAUCGGAGACUCUGCACGUUUACCGGCAUCGGGACAGGUAUAAGUCCCACCCGCUCCAGAAGAUGACCGUGUCUACGUCGAACGCCCCCGCUCUCCCGCACGAUGCGCAGUGGUUUAGUUGUCGCCCUGCUCGCAGCCUCCGCCUCCGCGUCUGCUGCGAUUGGCCCAUCAUUUGAGCGCUGUCCGGCCGAUUUCGAGCUCGUGCGCCGCGGUCAAUCCAUCAGUUCCACCGAAAAACACUACGCCCAAAAACGGCUCGAGAAGGUGGCCCACACCGGGGCGUUCAAGACCUAUCUCAAAAACGUCCAAGGCACGGGGGUGCACCUCCCACAGUACUUGACGGAGAUCUUGGAAUCUGAGCACCGACAUGAGCUGCCUACGGUUGGGAUCAGCACUAGUGGCGGAGGAUAUCGAGCAAGUAUCUUCGGUGCCGGUGUCUUGAACGCGCUCGAUGGCAGGAACGCGUCUGCUGCGAAGAAGGGCACUGGAGGGCUGCUGCAGGCCGCGACCCACAUCUCGGGCUUGAGUGGAGGAUCAUGGCUUGUCACGUCGCUUGCGCAGGCCAACUUCCCCACGAUCCAGCACCUGAUCUUCGGCGACGGCAAGAAGCAAGACUACGCCGGAUGGCUCUUCCAGGAGGGACUGGUGACUGCCAACAACGCGUCCGACCAGCCAGCCUUGAUCCGGCAGAUUUUGGACGAGAUCGCUGUCAAGGCGAGAUCGUUCCCUGUCUCAUUCGGAGACAUCUGGGGACGGGGGCUUGCCCGCCACUUCACCAAUGGCACCCUUGCCGACAACUAUUUCGGCCCGGGAUCCCAUGGCUCGAACAUCCUGUUCUCGGAUCUGAUGGACUUGCCGACCUUCAAAGCCCAUGAACAGCCUCUUCCCAUCAUCACUGUCAACCUCGUCUCCAAGCAUAUCAACGGCACCAUCUUCCCGGGCGGGAAUUUUGUUCCGCUGAACACUCCGAUGUUCGAAUACAAUCUGUUCGAGUUUGGCAGUUAUGACGACGUUCUGGCUGCCCACACGCCUCUGAAACACAUCGGAUCUACGAACGAAACUCUCUGCGCGGUAGGCUUUGACCAAGCCAUGUUCCUGUCCGGGACGUCAUCUAAUCUCUGGAACGAAUUCAAUGUGACGGCAGCCACCUUAGCCGCGGCCACUGGCAACUUGACGACCAUUUUGAACGCCACAUUCCCGCAGCCCCAUACGCUCCGCCUCGACACGAGCAACUACCCGAACCCGUUUCACGGCGUUGCCCCCGAGACAUUUGCCGACUCGCAUGAGACGGUGCUCGCGCUCUGCGAUGGGGGAGAGGACGGCCAAGUCUCGCCUCUGCAGCCCAUGCUUGUCAAGGACCGCAAGGUCGACGUCAUCGUCGAGAUCGACGCUGUCAGCGACAACAUAGGGUAUGCCCAGGGCGCCUCGCUCAUUGCUACGCAAGAGCGGAUGCAGAUGUUCUCUCGGGGCCUUGCUCGGUUCCCUGCUGUCCCAAACACGACAGACACAUUCUUGGCAGAGGGCCUGACCAGCCGACCGACGUUUUUCGGAUGCGACGAGACUGCGGGUCCGCUGUUGGUCUACAUCGCCAACGGCGCGCCCCCUCGCGACGGGUCGGCACCCCUGACCAACACGACCACAGGCCAAGGAAUUUACACAGAGCCAGAAAUUCAGGGGAUGCUCCAGCAGACUUUCACUGUCGCAACCCA